AUGGAGUUUUUGAAGCAACCACAGGCUAUGAAAUUUGAGGGGAACAUUCCUGCAAAUUGGAAGAGAUUUAGAAGCAAUUUCGAAAUAUAUGCGGAAGCCACCGGAUGUUACGCAAAAGGUGACUCAGUUGCAGUAGCCACUUUUUUACAUAUUGUAGGCGAAGAGGCACGAGAGAUUUUUGAGACGUUCGAAUUUGAAAAGGACGACGAGCGAAAGGACAUAAAGAAGGUUAUAGCCAAAUUUGAGGAUUAUUUUGUGCCAAAAGUAAACCCGAGUGUCGAGAGAAAUAAAUUUUAUAACAGAGUACAGGAAAAGGAAGAACCAUUUGAUACGUUUGUAACAGAUCUAAAAAGAAUAGCUGCAGACUGUGCAUUUGGAGAAUUUAAGCAGGAAAUGCUGCGAGAUAGGAUAGUGUGUGGAGUCACAGAUGCAAGAGUAAAAGACAGACUGCUAAGGGAGAAGAAUCUGACUCUUGGAAAAGCUAUUGAAAUUGGUAGAGCAGCAGAAGUAACGGAACAACAUAUGAAGAAGAUGUCAGAAACUCCACAAAAAAUGGUGGAAGAGGUGAAAGAAACUCAAGGAAAGGUCAAAUCCAAUGGGGACAUCAACGGGUCAGCUACCAGGGUAAAAAGGAGCAUCAGAAUGGAAAUAGGACAACUGUGGACUGUUAUCGAUGUGGUCGCCAACACCAACCACGUCGUGAGGAAUGCCCAGCCUCAGGAGCAGUAUCAAAAACCUAGAGACUGGUAUCAAAAGCUUGGUAUUAAAGAAUUUGACUGUGAAAUUAACUUUAAACUUGAUACUGGUGCUCAGGUAUUUGGAUCUUGUAAUCUGACAAUUGUUCACCAGGGUCAAAGCUACACUCUUGAAUUUGUAGUAGUAGAAACAAAGUCAAGUGCAAUUUUAGGGCUUUCAGCACUCAUUGAGCUUAAUUUAGUUAAAAGAAUACAAACACAUUCGACUGUAAAUAACGUGGAAGUUAAUAAAUCGGUAUUAUUGUCAGAAUAUAGUGACGUGUUUGAGGGUUUAGGUCAAAUUAAAAAGAACCCAUGCGAUUUCACAUUAAAAAGUAAUUAUGAGCCGAAAAUAGUACCUUGCAGGAAAGUACCUUUUAGACUCAUGGAUAAGCUAGAAAAUACAUUAAAGAGAAUGAUCAAAGACGAAGUAAUUGUGGAAGUUCGUGAACCGACUGAAUAUGUUCAUCCUAUUGUACUUGUAAAUAAGCCAGACAACGAAGUUCGUAUUUGUCUAGAUCCACAAAAUCUUAACAAUGCGUUGGCCAGAGAGCACUAUGAAAUACCGACAUUUGAAGAAGUUACAAGUGAUAUGUCAGGUUCAAAAAUAUUUUCAAUUCUAGAUGCAAACAAAGGAUUUUGGCAAAUCACUUUGACUGAACAAGCAUCUAAAUUGACAACAUUUGCAACCCCAUUUGGCAGGUUUAAAUUUUUACGUCUUCCCUAUGGAAUAUCCAACGCUCCAGAGAUAUUUCACCGCACGUUCACGGAAAUUUUUCAGGGUAUACCCAAUAUUAAAAUCUACAUUGAUGAUAUAAUUUUAUAUGCUAAAGAUGAAAGGGAACAUGAUAAAAUUCUCAAGUUAGUUUUAAAAAGAGCUAGAGAGUUUGGAGUUAAAUUUAACAAAAGUAAGAGUAAAUUUAAUCAGAAAGAAAUAAAAUAUGUGGGACACAUACUUAGUCGAGAUGGAAUCAGAGUUGAUCCGAGUAAAAUAGAAGCAAUUAAACAAAUCAAACCUCCGAAAAAUUGUAAAGAAUUGUCUCGAUUUUUAGGUAUGAUAACCUAUGUCGCGAAAUUCAUUCCGAAUUUGACUCAAAAAACUAGUAAUUUACGUCAAUUGCUUAGAAAGGAUACCCAUUUUGAUUGGAAUGAGACGCAUGAACAAGAUUUUAAUAGUUUGAAAGAUAUCCUAACUAGUACUCCAGUAUUACAAUUUUAUGAUAAUAAAAAAGAGAUUGUACUGUCAGUAGAUAGCAGUAAAGAUGGAUUAGGGGCAGUAAUAUUACAGGAUGGAUCUCCAAUCGCUUAUGCUUCCAAGUCCUUAAAUGAAACUCAGCAAAACUAUGCCCAAAUAGAAAAAGAAACAUUGGCAAUAGCCUUUGGAUGUCAAAGGUUCCACCAAUAUCUAUAUGGGAAAUCUUUUGUGGUAGAAAGCGAUCAUAGACCACUAGAAACGAUUUUCAAAAAACCACUAAAUAAAUGUCCUCUAAGAAUCCAAAGAUUGAGAAUAACUUUGCAAAUGUACGAUCUAGUUGUAAAAUAUAAGUCUGGUGCUAAAUUAUACUUUGCAGACACACUGUUUAGAACCCAUUAUGAUGAUAAGAAUUUUGAAGUCAUAGAAAAUAACGUAGAGUUACAAGUCAACUUUAUUAAAUAUGCGGAAAUUAGCCCAGAGAAGUUUGAAACGUUGCGAAAUGAAACAGCCAAAGAUUUUGAGUUACAAAUACUGAAAGAAUUCAUUAUAGACGGAUGGCCGACAGGGAAAGGAAAUUUACCGGAUGUAAUUAAACCAUACUAUAAGUUUCGACACGAAUUAACAGUAAUGACGGAUUUAAUAUUUAAGAAUGAUCAGAUCGUGAUUCCUAAAUCCAUGCGUAAAGAAAUUAUUGAGAAACUGCAUUAUGUGCAUUUAGGAAUAGAAAAAACAUGUAAUAAAGCUCGUGAAUUAGUGUAUUGGCCAUUAAUGAUCACAUAA
This is a messenger RNA of Zophobas morio, 2709 nucleotides long. RefSeq lists its product as uncharacterized. NCBI's taxonomy places the organism in Eukaryota, Metazoa, Arthropoda, Insecta, Coleoptera, Tenebrionidae. The transcript has 4 exons. The record is from RefSeq and is a predicted model, not a curated record. Bases 1 to 2709 code for a protein of 902 amino acids.